UUCAUUCUUUUCCUUCUCUCUAUUGUGAUAGACUACCGUUGGUACAGUAAUGCGCUGUGUGAUCUGAAGCGGCGCGCUCUCAGAUAUUUUGGUGUGGUCUUCCGUUGAGCCAGUACUGCCUCAUGAGCUUCCAAAUGCGACUCCAGACAUAGGACCUUGAAGAGUCUGGCAGUUCUGCCGUCGCAUAAUUAAUUGUCCAUACCCAGAAGCCUCCAAUCACUAAAGAACUGGUUUUCAACGCCUGAAACUGACUGUUCAGCGGAGACAAUGUCCUUCAACGCAAAGAAUCUCUCCUACGAUUCGAAGGACCCGCCUUUCAUACAGAGACUAAAAGGCCAUUAUGGAAGUACUGCCGGCCGCCUGGAGCGACCAAUUGCCCGACCCCGGAAACAAAGAAAAGACGACGAGGAUGACGAACCCACCUACGUUGAUGAGGAAAGCAAUGAGGUAAUCUCAAAGGAGGAAUACAAAGCUCUAGUCCAGGAGAGCAACCCGAAAGACGAUGAACAUCCGGAACAGGAGCCGGCUGAUAAGGAGCAGAAUGCACCUGGGUCCGACGAAAAGGGUAAUGCGGACACUGGAAAGGAUGCGCCAGCUUCUAAACAGAAUGUGGCCGAGAUAGGAGGCCCCAAGAAGCGAAAGCAAGCGAAAGUGGUUGGCGAAGAAAACAAGGAGCCUGAGGUGGGAGAAGAGCCGCGAGAAGCUCCGGCUUCCCGGAAGUCCAAGCAGAAGAAAAAGAAGAUCAAGCUUUCCUUCGACGAGGAGGAGUAAUACACACGACAGUUUAUCAGCUGCUAAAACUAAACUGUAACCUGGUAUUAUAGAAGACUGCGCGGACGUACAUAGUAGUAUAGCAUCAUACCUGCCAAAAUAAGAAGCAUUAUUAAUCAUGGAAUCC
Aspergillus glaucus CBS 516.65 is the source of this 898-nucleotide messenger RNA. RefSeq names its product DUF4604 domain-containing protein. The transcript has 2 exons. The record is from RefSeq and is a predicted model, not a curated record. The coding region runs from base 268 to 771 and encodes 167 amino acids. Lineage: Eukaryota; Fungi; Ascomycota; Eurotiomycetes; Eurotiales; Aspergillaceae.